Messenger RNA from Magnusiomyces paraingens, 1203 nucleotides. RefSeq lists its product as uncharacterized. The coding region runs from base 1 to 1203 and encodes 400 amino acids. NCBI's taxonomy places the organism in Eukaryota, Fungi, Ascomycota, Dipodascomycetes, Dipodascales, Dipodascaceae. The transcript has a single exon. The record is from RefSeq and is a predicted model, not a curated record.
AUGACACCCAGUCAAUCUUUAGAAACUUACAAUGUUAACGUAUCGUCAAGUGGUAUGGGACAUUUGAUCAGCUUGAAUUCUCCAACAAAUGGUGACUUUUACUGGCAAUUUGUCCAAUUGCAAAAUCUCAGGGUAGACUCAAAAUAUUCUAAAGUUUUAGAUAAACCGGAUGUUGACUUUACUCCAUUUAUUCGCUCUCUAACAUUGGUUGAUAAAAAUAACAUUUUGAAAGAAUGCGUAUCAAAUUUAAAGUCAAACCUAACUUUGGAUUACAGAAGUUAUAAAUCAAUUAAUAUUACUGCUGUUCAAAAUAACGCUUUAGUAAAAGCUUACUAUGAUAUGUCUAAUGAUUUGGUUGCAAUUGUGCGUUAUAACACCGAAAUGAGUGUCACAGAUUUGUACGCUAUCUCACCAAUAUUACCAACUAAUGAAACAGAUUCUCUUGUAGGAUAUUCGAGUAAUUUUAUGACUGUCAAUGAAGUUGCUCAUCGUUUUACUGAGAUUUCGACAUAUUCCAAUUUAUUAUGGGCUACCGGUGAACAUGAAACAAUUGUUGACUUGACACAGUUUAAAAGUGAUGAUAGUCAAUUUUACAACACCGAAAUUCUAGAUGAACUGUGGUCAGAAAUUAACAACACAUAUGUUAAAGUUGUUAAUAAACUGACAGUUAGAGACCCUAAUGGUAUUAUGAGUAAUGCUACAAGGUGGCUAAACACAACGAUUGGUAUUGAAAUUAAAAAAAUUAGCGAUAACAGUGGUUUAAUCAACGCAUUGACUAGAACAAAUUUGUGUAAUAUGGUUCGAAAUCAAGAAAAUGCUGGUAUUCUUACACUAAGAUCAUUAUGGGAUAAUUUUGAAGCCAAUUUUAUGGAUGGGAUUCCUAAAAAUCUAACAGUAAAUACUCAAGUCAUUGAAACAAGAUAUGAUAUGGCGCCAAUUGUUUGGCUUCUCAUUUCCUGCAUUUUACUAACUAUUGUUUUAUCUCUUUUGCCCAAAUAUAACAAUGGUAGAUUUAUUAAUUGCAGACUUCCCGAAUUCUGUGAUUAUGUACGGCAGACAAAUACGGACGAUUGCACACAAAUUUUUUCCAAUAAAUGUCGCCUUAAAGUGUAUGCAAUCAGUAAAUUUGGUGAAAAAGGAUAUAUUGGUAUUGUUAGUCCUAACGAAGUUGUUAACAAUUCAAAUGAAAUAGCAUUAUGGUGA